GGAAGCUUAUCAUGUUACCAUGUUCAGAGGAAGUAUAGCUUAUGACUGUAACGUCAACAGAUAUAAUUCAAGGCAAGUUUUUUUUUCUAAUACCACAAGUUGAAAAGGAGAAUAGAAAAUGGCUGGGUGCAACACAGACUGUGUUGAGAAACCAAUAGCUAGAGGAUUUGAAAUACUUGGGCGUUUUGUUGGUAGACACCACUGGUGGUUUUUUAUUCUUCCAAUGUUGAUUUCUGCGUGUCUUGGCGGAGGAUUUUACUUCCUUGCGGACAGAGAAGCAAAUGGCAUUGAAGAAAUGUUUACACCUAUGAAUGGACCGGCGAAAGACGAACGACGAGUAGUUAAAGAAUACUUUCCACAGAAUGAUAGCGACUUCUCUCGUUUGCGGCUCUAUACUGAAGGGACCUUUGCAUCUCUCAUAAUUGUUACGCCUACAGCAAAUAUCCUCACAAUUCCUGCUUUUACUAAAAUUGUUGAUAUUGACAGGGAAGUGAAAGCCAUUGAAGUAGGAACAUUUAAUUUCUCAAACCUUUGUGUUAAGAAAGGUGAUGUGUGCGUGUCAAAUUCAAUCUUUGAUAUUGUAAAAACUCCCAAUGUUACCACAACAACUAUUGAUUACCCGUAUCAUGACAACAUUUUCAUCGCAUCUGAAAUUGGUGGUGUGAAACUGAAAACUGGGUCAACUGAAAUUGAAAGCGCAAAGGCAAUUCGACUUUUUUACUUCUUAAAAGAAGACAACCAGACUGUAACUACGAUGUGGCUGCAGAAGUUUAUAGAGACUGCGUCGAUGAUGCAACAAGAAGAAGGCAUGACCAUAUCUUACUUUACAUCAAUAUCAAGAGAUGAAGAGUUUGAGAAGAGCUCUGACUCCAUCAUUCCUCUCUUCUCAUUGACCUAUGCCCUGGCCAUCACUUUUUCAAUCACAUCUUGUAUAAGGUUGGACUGUGUUAGGAAUAAGGUGUGGGUGGCGACCUUUGGUGUCCUCUCAGCUGGUAUGGCAGUGUUGUCCAGUUUUGGGUUGUUGCUGUACUGUGGGAUGCCCUUCGCUAUGACUGUGGCAACAGCUCCAUUCCUGAUUCUGGGAAUUGGUGUUGACGACAUGUUCAUCAUGAUUUCUUGCUGGCAGCAGACUCAAGUUCAUGGCGACGUAGAGGAUCGUAUGGCGGCUACAUACAAAGAGGCAGCGGUUUCUAUCACCAUCACAACAUUAACUGAUGCCCUGGCUUUCUAUAUUGGUCUGUUAACUCCCUUUGGUUCGGUACAGUCCUUUUGUAUGUAUACUGGCACAGCUGUGCUCUUCUGCUACUUGUACAACAUCACCUUCUUUGGUGCAUUUCUGGCACUGAAUGGAAGACGUGAAAAGAGCAACAGACAUUGGCUGACCUGCAUGAAGGUUCCAGAACCAGUGGAGAAUUCUGAAAAGUACAAUAUCUGCUGUGUAGGGGGAGCUUAUGAUCAUGGAACGGGAAAAGAGGAACCAAUGCCAAUUAACAACUUCUUUAAGACGUACUAUGGUCCAUUUCUAACAAAUAAUUGGACCAAGGGGUUUGUGAUCCUGCUCUAUGCUGGAUAUUUGGGCUCAAGCAUCUAUGGUUGCUUCCAAAUCAAAGAGGGCAUAGACCUUAAAAACCUAGCAGCUGAUAGCUCAUAUGUGGGAAGCUAUUACGAUAAUGAGGAUGAAUUCUUUUCAGAGUAUGGUCCAAAUGUUAUGGUUGUUGUGACAGACAGUGAGUUUCAAUAUUGGAAUGAAAGUGCUCGGAAUAGUCUUGACUCCUGCCUUCAAAACUUUGAAAGUCUACCAAUGGUUUCUCAAAACGGGACCAUAUCUUGGCUCAAUCAAUAUCUUGCAUUUGGAAAGAUGACCAAUUUGAAUCUAAGUGAGGAAAAUACAUUCAAACGUAAUUUGUCUGCAUUUCUUGAGAGGUCUGAUUUUGUACAAGAUGUGAAUUUUACAGACAACACAAUAUAUGCCUCACGUGUGUUCAUUCAGACAGUCAAUGUCAGUACAGCUGUUGAUGAAAAGAACAUGUUGAAUGAGCUUCGAGAGACAGCUAAAGAUUGUCCAGUAAAGUUGGUUGUUUACCACCCUGCGUUCAUAUACUUUGACCAAUAUGCAGUCAUUGUUAGUAACACCAUCCAAAACAUUGUAGUUGCCACUCUUGCCAUGCUGGUGAUCUCUCUCCUGUUGAUUCCCAACCCAAUAUGUUCUCUGUGGGUGACCUUUGCCAUUGCCUCUGUCAUAGUGGGUGUUGCUGGUUUCAUGGCAUUUUGGGAUGUCAAUCUAGACUCUGUAUCCAUGAUCAAUCUUGUCAUCUGCAUCGGUUUCUCAGUGGACUUUUCCGCUCACAUUUCCUAUGCCUUUGUCUCUAGCAAUAAGAGAACUGCUAAUGAGAAGGCCAUAGAUGCUGUCUAUCACUUGGGCUAUCCUAUCAUACAAGGAGCUGUGUCUACUAUCUUAGGAGUGGUGGCCCUGUCUGCAGCUGAGAGCUACAUCUUCAGGACCUUCUUUAAGAUCAUGUUCUUGGUCAUUGUGUUUGGAGCCGUCCACGGAAUAGUGUUUAUCCCCGUUUUUUUGUCUUUCUUUGGAAUCUGCGGCGCUAAAGUUGGCGAUGAAGAAGAUGCAGGUGAUAACCCUCAAGAUAAUACCUAUCAAUUUAAACAGAAAGGGAAUGAUAAUAUUGCUUGUGAAAACAAUUUCUGACUGUCCUUAAAAACUGCUGGGCUGGGUGGUCAUUCAUUCUUGAAGUCGCUCAGCACUACUUCAGCUGCAGGAUUUGCAACCCGUUUCUACUGAUAACUAUCAGACAUGGAAGCUAGAAAAAAAUGUCAAAUAAAGUUAAUGAUAAAGGACAUUAUGGUAAAGUGUACACUGUAGCUUUGAUUGUGGUGUUUUACCCCCUAUUGGAAGAAAAUAUAACACAUUGUGCGUAAAUGCUUAGUAAAUCUGACUUGCAUUUGACAAAUGUAAUUAUAUUUGAGUCAUAGUUGUAAUAUGUAGGAAUCUAUAGAAUACGAAUGUCUAAGUCAUUCUGAAAAGCACACAAACACAAUCUAUAUGUUAAAGAUUACAGGUUAUAGGUUAAAGGUAACACAUUCUUUGUUUUUGUUACUGAGUUUGUGUCAUGCAUUGCAAAGGUAAAUAUAUAUA
Messenger RNA from Salvelinus fontinalis (brook trout), 3148 nucleotides. Its product is annotated as patched domain-containing protein 3-like. The transcript is spliced from 4 exons. Lineage: Eukaryota; Metazoa; Chordata; Actinopteri; Salmoniformes; Salmonidae. Gene Ontology annotation, cellular component: membrane. The coding region runs from base 119 to 2701 and encodes 860 amino acids. The record is from RefSeq and is a predicted model, not a curated record.